This is a messenger RNA of Phaeodactylum tricornutum CCAP 1055/1, 624 nucleotides long. RefSeq lists its product with no specific name. Gene Ontology annotation, molecular function: damaged DNA binding; single-stranded DNA binding. The annotation marks the transcript as partial. Gene Ontology annotation, biological process: mitotic recombination; nucleotide-excision repair; UV-damage excision repair. Lineage: Eukaryota; Bacillariophyta; Bacillariophyceae; Surirellales; Neidiaceae. The transcript has a single exon. The record is from RefSeq and is a predicted model, not a curated record. Gene Ontology annotation, cellular component: nucleus; ERCC4-ERCC1 complex; nucleotide-excision repair factor 1 complex.
AUGUCCGAUCGUGACCAUCACGUCUUGCUCCAACCACACGUCCUCUACGUCUCCACCAAACAACGCGGCAACGGCGUCCUCUCCUUCAUUCGAAACGUCCCACAGGCAUUUUCACGCAUGAUUCCGGACUACGUCAUGAGUGCAACCCGCUGUGCCUUGUUUCUUUCCUGCAAAUACCAUUCGUUGUAUCCCAACUACAUUCAUCGCCGUAUCGCGGAACUUAAAACGGACUUUACUCUCCGAAUACUGCUCGUUUUGGUGGACGUGGAAGACAACGCCAACGUUUUGCUCAUACUGAACAAGCUAGCUGUGCAAAACAACCUCACGCUUAUACUAGCAUGGACCGAGGAAGAAGCCGCACGAUAUUUGGAAACCUACAAAGCCUUUGACGGCAAGGACGCUUCCAUUAUUCAGAAGAAGGAACAGUCCCAUUUCGCGGAUCAAGUCGCCGACUUCUUGGGAACCUGCAAGGGCGUCAACAAGACGGAUUCCGCCCAACUGUUGUCGCAAUUUUCCAAUGUUCGCGCUCUAGCGGCCGCUUCCAUGGAAGAAAUGGGUCUCGUCAUGGGUAUGGGCGGAGUCAAGGUCAAGCGUUUGCACGAUGCAUUGCAUAAACCUUUUUCG